Messenger RNA from Aspergillus clavatus NRRL 1, 1539 nucleotides. RefSeq names its product kynurenine 3-monooxygenase (gene bna4). NCBI's taxonomy places the organism in Eukaryota, Fungi, Ascomycota, Eurotiomycetes, Eurotiales, Aspergillaceae. Bases 1 to 1539 code for a protein of 512 amino acids. Gene Ontology annotation, cellular component: mitochondrial outer membrane. Gene Ontology annotation, molecular function: kynurenine 3-monooxygenase activity; FAD binding; NAD(P)H oxidase H2O2-forming activity. The transcript has 3 exons. Gene Ontology annotation, biological process: quinolinate biosynthetic process; NAD+ metabolic process; L-tryptophan catabolic process. The record is from RefSeq and is a predicted model, not a curated record.
AUGGCGGACACUGUACGGAAGCCACAGAAGGUGGUCAUCGUGGGAGCUGGUCCGGUGGGGUCACUGGCGGCUCUAUAUGCUGCAGCUAGAGGGGAUGAGGUAGAGGUGUAUGAAUUACGUGGAGAUCUUCGUGACCCAUCGACGAUUCCACUCAAUUUCACCAAAUCCAUCAAUCUUGCCCUAUCGGAGCGUGGCAUCAAUGCCAUGAAGCACUCUAAUCGGGAGGAGCUGACCAAGAAUGUCCUCCGCGAUACAAUUCCAAUGUAUGGACGGAUGAUCCAUGGUAAGGACCGUGGCCAGCUGUGGGAAGCUGCACAAGCAUACGAUGUUCAUGGUCGGGCCAUCAACGCUGUUGACAGAAGUACUUUGAACAAUGCACUUCUCGACGAAUUGGAGCACACACCCAAUGUGAAGUUGUUCUUCAACCACAAACUCACGGGAGCCGACUUCCGGGCAAACAAAGCUUGGUUUGAGCGCCGCGUGCCAGGCGAGGCUCCUCUUCCUAACUCCGCCAACCGUGUGCCAGAAAUCGAAGUGGACUUUGACUUUAUGCUCGGUGCGGAUGGCGCUCAUUCUGCAGUACGCUACCACAUGAUGAAAUUCGCCCGAGUCGAUUAUCAGCAAGAGUACAUCGACACACUGUGGUGUGAGUUCCGCAUUGCGCCAACUGAGAAUGGCGAGUUCCGCAUCUCACCCAACCACCUCCAUAUCUGGCCUGGAAGGGAAUUCAUGUUCAUCGCCCUCCCAUCAGCAGACAAGUCUUUCACAUGUACAUUGUUCGCCCCUGCAGUUCACUACACAUACCUGGCAAGCUCGCCACAGAAGCUGCUUGAUUUCUUCGAUGUCCACUUCCCGGGCGUUUCCCCAGAACUCAUACCCCCAGCCGAUCUGCAAGAGCAAUUCGCAACAAACCCCCAUCUCCCUCUGAUCAGCUUGAAGUGCAAGCCCCAUCAUUUUGGUUCCAGUGUCGCCAUCGUCGGCGACGCAGCCCACGCUGUUCUGCCGUUCUAUGGCCAGGGCCUCAACGCUGGACUCGAGGACAUCCGAGUCUUGUUCGAAGUUCUUGACAAGCACAGCGUCUACGACUUGGAUGCAAGCCAUGAAGCUCGCCGAGAAGCGCGCGAAAAGGCUUUCCAAGCAUAUACGGACCAGCGUUGCGCAGACACGCACGCCAUCAACGACCUCUCCAAGGAAAACUACGUGGAGAUGCGAUGGGGCGUCAAAACUCCUCUAUACAAACUGCGCAAGUCCAUUGAAGAGAUCCUCGACCGGUACGUCCCCAGCCUCGGCUGGCAGACGCAGUAUUCUCGCGUCAGCUUCAGCAACCAGCGGUACUCAGAUGUCAUCAAGUUAGCCCGCAGACAGGGAACGGUCCUUGGUCUGGGAUUGGGAUCCACGUUUAUCACGGCUGUGGGAGUGGCUGGCUAUAUGAUGUGGAAGAAUCCCAAGCAGUAUUCGCCGCUUUGCUUUAUGCGUUACUGCCUGCGCCACGUAAGCCAUAUUUGGGUGAAGUUCUUCCGAAACACCGCUUACGCUUGA